This is a messenger RNA of Ruditapes philippinarum (Manila clam), 1203 nucleotides long. RefSeq lists its product as uncharacterized. Bases 1 to 1203 code for a protein of 400 amino acids. The transcript has a single exon. NCBI's taxonomy places the organism in Eukaryota, Metazoa, Mollusca, Bivalvia, Venerida, Veneridae. The record is from RefSeq and is a predicted model, not a curated record.
AUGAACAGUCUUGUAGGCGUAUUAAUCAGAUUUCGACAAGAAAAGGUAGCUCUUUCCGCUGACAUAGAGGCAAUGUUUCACCAGGUAUGUGUAUGUGAGAAGGACUGUGAUGCCCUACGUUUUCUGUGGUGGCCUGGUGGAGAUUUAUCUAUAACACCCAUGACUUAUUGUAUGAAAGUCCACUUAUUUGGAGCAACUUCCUCUCCGAGCUGCGCUGCGUAUGCGCUGAGAAGAACUGCCAUUGACAAUGCAGAGAGAUUUGAACCUGCAGUAUUAUCAACUGUAAAGAGAAACUUUUACGUAGACCACUGCCUGAAGUCUGUAGAAUCUGAAAAUAAAGCUGUUAAACUUGCAGCAGAUUUACAGUCCCUGAUGUGUUUAGGUGGCUUCAGACUCACAAAGUGGAUAAGCAACAGCCGGAGGGUACUUAAUACGAUUCCGGAAUCUGAAUGUGCGCCGACGGUCGUUAGCCUCAACCCUGGAGACGUACUGCCUUGUGAUCGUGCGCUAGGCGUCAAUUGGAAUGUCAAUGACGAUAAAAUAACAUUUAAGAUUAAAAUAAGCAAAAAACCCUUAACAAGACGCGGAAUUCUUUCCAUAGUAAGUGCGAUUUUUGAUCCACUAGGACUUGUAUCACCUGUGACGUUGCGUGCUAAGGCAAUUGUACAGAGCCUAUAUAGGAAGAAGAUAGGGUGGGAUGAAACCAUUCCGCAGAAAGAAAUAGAAGAUUGGCAACAGUGGAUAGCAAAUCUACCAUCGUUAGAAAAAAUUAGUAUUGACCGUUGUUUCCGUCCAAAUUACUUCAGUAAAUUGAAGAACGUACAGCUGCAUGUGUUCAGCGAUGGCUCAGAAACAGGUUAUGGCGCAUGCGCAUACUUACGAUUGACGGAUAUACAGAAUAGAAUUUCAUGCAGUUUUGUUAUUGGUAAAUCUAGAUUAGCACCAAUAAAGCAAACAACCAUUCCAAGAUUAGAGCUGUGCGGAGCUGUAGUAGCAUGCCGCCUUUAUGCUAUGUUGUCAGAAGAACUUGACUUAAAGGUCGACCAAGUUACAUUCUGGACGGAUUCUAUGAUAUUACUUGGAUAUAUAAACAACAAUAACAGACGAUUUAAGACAUUCGUCGGAAAUAGAAUCAGCUACAUUCACCAGACUACAUCCUCUGAGAAGUGGCGUUAUGUCGAUUCCGGUUUCGAACCCAGCUGA